CAAGAUCUCAAAGUCACUACAGAGGCCAAGACUGUUUGCGUGUUUAUGGAAGCCAAUGUGGGGCGAAGCAUCCAGAGUUCCUCAGGUCCACACAACUCAGGAAGCAUGUUGCCACAUUGUCACAAGUCCUUAACCUCAAAAAUAAUGAAAUUGACCAGGUGGCUGACUUCCUGGGACAUGAUAUUCGUGUCCACAGGGAAUUUUAUCGCUUACCUGUGCCAACAACACAACUGGCAAAGAUUUCUAAGCUCCUUUUGUCCAUGGAGAAAGGACACGUAUCUACCCUGCAAGGAAAAUCCCUUGAUGACAUCGAAAUUGAAGAUGAAAUAGAACUAAGUGAGGAUGAAGAAAAAGAAGAUUUAAGUGAUUUGGAUGACUGUGAUUCUGAGGAACCUGAGGAACCUGUUGAACCUGAGGAACCUGUUGAACCUGUGGAACCUGUGGAACCUGAGGAACCUGUGGAACCUGAGGAAUCUGUGGAACCUGACCAAAGCAAGAAUAUGGAUGAUUUGUUGGGAGCAGUGUCAUCGGCAGCAGAGGAAAUUGUUCCUUCUGUUGAAGAGACCUCCUCUGUUGCACCCAGAAGACAACCAAAAAAACCAUGGUCAAGUGCUGAGAUUUCUGCUGUUAUGAGGCAUUUUAAAGCUCACAUAGGUAAAGGAAAACUUGCCACUAAAAGUGAGUGCAAUCAUUGCAAGUUGGUGGAAGGUCCUGUGCUGGCUCAAAGAACAGCACAAAACAUCAGGGACUUUGUGAGAAACCGUGGAAUAACUGCUAAGAGGCAGGCACAAAAGAAAAGGCUCUAGAUUUUAUGUGAAGCAAUUACUUGUUCAAAAGUG
Molecule: messenger RNA, 839 nt
Organism: Gambusia affinis (western mosquitofish)
Lineage: Eukaryota; Metazoa; Chordata; Actinopteri; Cyprinodontiformes; Poeciliidae
Product: flocculation protein FLO11-like
Exons: 4
Coding region: 261-806 (181 amino acids)
Source: RefSeq, a predicted model, not a curated record